AGGAAUUGCACGCCACUUGAAUGCACUGAAAUGAUCAGAUGUUACUGUAACCGUGGAAGGCUGUGCCCUCGCGUCAACACGGCCGAAAGUCAGGCCUUUUUCCAAAUGUCUCGAGUUGCGCGCAUCCAAGCCACUCGCGAAAUUGGGAUAAGACAGAGACGUCGCUCUAUCCUUCCGUUGGUAUUCCACGACACAUCACCUUCGAACAUGCCACCACCAUAAUCCUGUGGCAAUAUCUCAACAACUCAAUCGACUGUCGAUACCUUCGUCACGAUGAAGCUGCUACUAAGGCAGAUCGGCGUUCUGGUGGAGAAGGACCUCUACCUCCUCUUCAACCCAAAGAGCCGCAUCAGUACACUAUGGCGCGCUAUCUGGAUCCCAAUCAUCUUCGCGAUGUAUAUGUCAUUCAUCCUCAAGGUGUACUGGCCGAAUGAGGAAUAUGGCAUAGGUGCACCAACCCAAGUACGCUCCCUGACCGACGCGAUGCAACAUGCGACAGGAGGCCGCGAUACCUUCGUCAUGGUCAACCCCGUCAACCAAGGUGGAGAUAUCGACCGUGUCAUCCAAUUGAUUGCUCAACCUCUUAAGUCCUCUGGUAAAACGAUCAAGAUCACCAGCGAUGUCCUCGAUAUGAUUCAGACAUGCCAAAGCAGUCUUCAAGGCACCACAAAAUGCUUUGGCGCAGUGGUCUUCAACUCCUCACCCAAGGAGGGACCCUGGGGCGUUUGGAACUACACCAUUCGCUCUGAUGCUUCCUUCGGGGUCAAUGUCAACAUGAAAAAGACGACCAACGAUGUAGAAAUCUACCAGAUUCCCCUGCAGCGCACCAUUGAUGCAGCGAUUGCCACCGUCAACAGCACAGGAGACGCUGUCGCACUUGCAUCAGUCGAUGAGUAUCCUUUCACGUCCCAGACCCAGCAAGAAUGGAAGGACGGGAUCACAGUCUCCAUCCAAAAAGCUAUCUACGGCUACAUCUCCAUCGUCUGGUACAUCGGCUUCGUCGGCGUCAUGUACCAACUCGUCGGACUGAUGGCCAAGGAACGAGAGUUCGGGAUGUCAGAUCUGGUCGAGUCCAUGAUGCCCAAUGUUCGUCGCUGGGAACCUCAACUUGCUCGACUGAUCGCUCAUCAUAUCGCUUUCACUUUCACUUAUGCCCCCAGUUGGAUUCUCAUGGCCGUAUUCUUCAAGAUUGGACUCUUUCCUCAUGGCUCCAUCGGAAUUCUAAUCAUCUUCUUCAUCCUGGCAGGUCUGGCCCUCACAUCCUGCAGCAUAUUCGGUGCUGCAUUCUUCAGAAAGGCUCAACUCAGUGGUAUUUCGACAGUGGUCUUGAUCUUGAUCCUCGGAAUCAUCGCUCAGAUCGAAGCGAAGAAGAUGAGUGCAGCAGCGAUCGCAAUCACAGGACUGCUCUUCACUCCGAUGACGUUCGUCUUUUGCCUCUCAUCCAUCGCAAGAUUCGAAUCACAUAAGGUCCCGAUAAACCUCCUCCGCGUUGCUCCCGACAGCCCCUGGAAGCUUGCUCCAGGCGUCUUUUGGAUCUUCUUUAUCAUUCAGAUACUCGCAUAUCCUAUGUUUGCCGUAUACACUGAACGAUGGUUGUAUGGCACUGCUUCCAAACGGUCCCGGCGAGAGGUUUCUUGGGAUGAUGGUGAGAAGACGACUCCUGUCCAACUGACGAACUUCCGCAAGGUUUACCAAAAGAACUGGUUCUUACGCACCGUGGAAUCUAUCAUGGGACGCAAGUCCACACCAGUCGUCGCAAUUGAUGACCUUUCUAUCAAUGCUCUUCAGGGUCAGAUCAUGGUACUGGUUGGAGCAAAUGGGUGCGGAAAGACAACGGUACUAAACGCCAUUGCCGGGUUGAGUAGCAUCACUGGUGGCUCGAUUUCCCUCGAUGGCUCUGGAGGGAUUGGAUUAUGCCCUCAAAAGAACGUCCUAUGGAAUGGUCUCACUGUCGAGCAACAUGCGAAGAUAUUUUACACAUUGAAGACGGUGAACCCAGGAGAUAUGAAGGCGGAUAUUAGCAGACUAAUCGACCUCUGUAGUCUUGUGGACAAGAGGAAAUCAUACGCAAGAACACUCUCAGGUGGACAGAAGCGAAAGCUACAGCUGAUCAUGAUGCUGAUUGGAGGAAGCCGUGUCUGCUGUGUCGAUGAAGUUUCUGGAGGCCUCGACCCACUCUCUCGUCGUCGUGUUUGGGAUAUCCUUCUCGCUGAAAGAGGAAGAAGAACGUUCAUCCUUACGACUCAUUUCUUGGAUGAAGCAGAAUACCUAGCUGAUCACAUGACCAUCAUCUCCAAAGGUCGCUUGAAGGCUGAAGGGUCAACCUCCGAACUAAAAGCCCGACUCGGGAAUGGAUAUCGAUUCUCGGUCCCUCCUGGAACUGAGAACCUUGGUGAAAACGACGUCACGGGGCUGUCCGCGGGGCUGUCAGGGAAAUUGCAUGCUGAAGAGACAUUUGCCACUACCGAUACACAAGUUGCUAUGGAAAAGAUCAAGAGCUACAGAGCCGCUGGGGUCAAGAAUUACCAGAUUGCCGGACCGACAAUUGAGGAAGUUUUCAUGAAGCUGGCAGUCGAAGAAGACGCCAACACCGAACUCGGAGAACAAGUCGCACACGAGCACUUCCUAUCGCCAUCACCUCCUUCCGGAGCAGAGGGUCAUGAAAAGGGGUCUGUCCUCGUCGAUGUCAAGAGUGCCGAUUCAAAUCUCCUCACCGGUCGUCGCAUUGGCUCCAUUCCCCAAGCUUGGAUUUUGAUUAAGAAACGAAUCCUAAUUCUGCGUUGGAAUUGGGCCGGUUACCUCGCGUGCUUCUUGAUUCCCGUAAUUGCAGCAGGCAUGGUCACUCUCCUCUUGAAGCACUUCGAGAAUCCUGGCUGUGCUUUCUUGGAUCAGAUUUCGCUUUCCGACACCUUCAACUUGUCAGAUACUCUCAAACCUGAGUUGGUGAUUGGACCUCCAGAUGCACUCACAUCGCAAAGGCUGGAGCUGUUCUCGAGAUCUCUCCCGAAUAGUACGGAGGGAGUGAACGUCAGCACGCUCUUUGGGUCCGUUCACCUCGUUGAUACCCUCAAAGACUUCAACGAUUUCGCCAAUAGCAACUAUUCGACUAUCGUGCCAGGCGGUAUGUACCUCGGAGGUGCUGGCGAGAUCCCAACCUUUAACUAUCGGUCCAAUAUUGGCACUCUUGGAAUCUAUUCCGCGAUAUAUCUGCAGAAUGCGAUGGAUAUCGUGCUUACAAACCAGUCGAUUAUCACUUCAUAUGCUGUUUUUGAUAUUCCAUGGCCAUCGAAGACUGAGGAUUCUCUGCAGUUUGUCUUCUACUUUGGUCUUGUGAUGGCAUGCUACCCAGCGUUCUUCGCUCUGUAUCCUACGAUUGAGCGCCUGAGAGGAGUCCGGGCCCUACAAUAUUCGAAUGGUGUUCGAAGUCUUCCCUUAUGGCUCGCAUACCUGAUAUUCGACGGAACGAUUGUUCUUUUUAUCAGCGCACUCAUAACCAUUAUCUUUGCCGCAACCGUACCCAACGCAUGGUGGAACCUCGGCCACCUCUUCGUCUGUCUCUUCCUUUACGGGAUUGCAUCAAUCCACUUAUCUUACACCAUAUCCCUCUUUGCAAAAUCACAACUCGCAGCGUUUGCAUUCUCUGCCGGGGGCCAAGCCCUGAUGUUGGUGCUCUACAUGACCGCAUACAUGACCAUCAGCGCACGAUCCCCUCCGGACCAAGUGGUGAACCAAAUCCUCCUCGUCCACUUCACACUCGGCCUCAUCACGCCAAUCGGCCAACUAACCCGUGCAAUGAUUAUCGGCCUUAAUCUCUUCUCUGUGCUCUGCGUCGAUGCACCUCCAGUCAAGUCAACUCAUCCAGCAAACAUCAAGUUCUACGGCGGGCCCAUCGCCUACCUGAUCGGGCAAUCCCUAUUCCUCUUCGCCCUCUUCAUCUGGUACGACCACAAAUUCGCCAUCAAAGGGCUCCACCGCCGCCGACAUACCCACCCCGCUCCCGAUCUGGAAGACACAAACACCAUCGAACCGGAAGUCUCCUCCGAAAGUGCUCGUGCGGCGACCUCAGACGAUGGGUUGCGCGUCCUGCAUGUGAGCAAACAGUUCAAGUCCCUCGCAACCGGAACCGUCACCGCGCUCGACAAUUGUACCUUUGGCGUCAAGCGCGGCGAGGUCUUCGCGCUUGUAGGACCCAACGGCGCCGGCAAGUCGACCACGAUCUCCAUGCUGAGAGGCGAGGUCAAGCCUGAUAGAGGAGAGAUGUACAUCCUUGACAACCCUCUUCGCUCCGCUCUCGAACUCGCGCGCUCCCAUCUCGGCGUCUGCCCGCAACAUGACGCACUAGAUCAAAUGACAGUUUUAUCACACUUGCGGUUUUAUGCCGGGAUAAGAGGCGUCACGAAUAUCGAGCAGAAUGUUCAGAGCUUAAUUAAAGCAGUGGGAUUAGCGCCGUUUGCGAAUAGAAUGGCGAACAAGCUUUCCGGUGGCAAUAAACGGAAACUCUCUCUCGCCAUCGCGCUGAUUGGGAAUCCGGAGUGUCUUUUGUUGGACGAGCCGAGUAGUGGGAUGGACCCGCUGGCGAAGAGGAACAUGUGGAGGACUUUGUCGCGCUUCGUUCCCCACAGAUCCAUCUUACUCACCACCCACUCGAUGGAGGAAGCAGACGCCCUCGCCGACCGCGUUGGUGUUCUCGCCAAGCACGUCCUCGACAUUGGUACCACCAGUCAUCUGAGGACGAAAUAUGGAUACGGAUACCACAUUCACCUGGUUUUGAAAUCCGCGCCGAACUCGACACCGGAAGAGAUGAACGCGGUCAAGGCAUGGGUCGAGGAACGCUUUCCUGGAGCAGAAGUGGAGCGAGACGCCUGGCUCGGACAACUCCGCUUUAACAUCCCCUCAACCUCUCCGCUUCCCGCCCCAGCCUCCGACUCUGACCUCACUCCCACCGAAACUCCCACCAAGCUCGAGAAGGCAGAGGAGCCGCCGUCUGUGGGGAGUUUGUUUGUGUUGCUGGAAGAGAACAGAGAGAAAUUGGGGUUGGAAUACCAUUCAGUGAGCGUGAGUACGUUUGAUGAGGUUUUCUUGAAGGUUGUUAGGCGGCACGGGGUAGGCGAGGAGGAUCAUGCGGAAGCGAAUCGGUGGAAGAAGUUGAUGCUUGCGUUGAAGGUGCUAUUCCCUUGGAUGUUUUUGUUUUAGAUCUUCGUGGGGAGAGUAAAAAGGAAGAAAAAGGCAAUGGGGGAGGAGAGUUGGGGGUUAAUGAGGAGGGAAUGGUGUCAUGUCGUUUUUGCCUGUUUUUAUUUUUUAUUUUUAUUUUGCUGUAGCAGUUUGACGAUUGCUUGUUUGUGUAGAUACCAGAUUGCAAAUUAAUUAAUAGACCUCUCAGCACGUGGAGAU
Hyaloscypha bicolor E is the source of this 5391-nucleotide messenger RNA. RefSeq lists its product as uncharacterized. Gene Ontology annotation, biological process: transmembrane transport; lipid transport. Gene Ontology annotation, cellular component: intracellular membrane-bounded organelle; membrane. Lineage: Eukaryota; Fungi; Ascomycota; Leotiomycetes; Helotiales; Hyaloscyphaceae. Gene Ontology annotation, molecular function: lipid carrier activity; ATP binding; ATP hydrolysis activity. The transcript is spliced from 5 exons. Bases 274 to 5193 code for a protein of 1639 amino acids. The record is from RefSeq and is a predicted model, not a curated record.